GUGAGGACGCCAAAAAUGUGACAAUGUCCGAGUUAAAUCGUAUUUUCGGUGAUUUAAAAACGAACUACGUGCCUGGUCUGCAAUGGGUGGACGUGGAAGAGAUGCUAUAUGGCGAGGACGCUGGCGAAGAGGUGCUCCUGGAGCGCGCUAAAAAGUUCUGGUCCCUGACCAUGUGCAAGCAAGAGAUUCAGACACAGGAGGCACAGCUCCAGGUUCUGAGAGAUUUGUCGGGAGUCCUCCGUUCGAUGCGAGAUGAGAAUCAAGCCAACUAUAGCAACACCCAUGACAACUGGGCCAAUUUAGUAACCAUAUCCCCCGCCAGUUCCUACCUUUCUUACAUCUACGCAUUGAUUGGUCUAGCCGUUCCUCCGGAACACGUCGUAAAGGCGGCUCCCACUGUUUUAAACGAGAAUAUAAAUCUUCAGCUGUCCCUGAAUGCUGUGAGCACCUAUUUGCUCACCUUAACCAUUCCUGGAUCCAAGAGCUACGGAGUCUUUGAUGAGGACGUCAUGGAGCAGGUUUUGAGGAUUUUUCGGCUUUUGGAGCAGAAUGCCAACAAAAGUGUUCGGGCUAACACCAUCUGGAUGUUCUUUUUAACGAUCUGUGAUGAUUUAAAACUGGUGUUCCGCUAUGUGCAUUUUAAGGAACAUCUGAAGUCGAGGGAUAGGAUCAUUCGAAGUCUCAUGGAAAUUCUCUACAUGAACUUUAAAAAGGGCUACCAGAAUUCAUGUGCCCCUGCGUUGCAUGCAAAAUGUUAUGAGCUUUUCGACGAAAUCGCUAAUGAACACAAUGGAGACGUAUAUGACACUCUUCAUCUCAUAAUGCGUCAGACUUUUCCUAUGCAUGUCUACACAGAUAGUCCUCAUAACAUCGGCGCUGGUCGUCGCGGAGGGGCUAUGCAGGCAGGAGAGCACAUAUCUGACUGGUUCAUCCAGUUAAUAGAAAAAUACCCAGACAUCCUUACCCGUAUUCUCCAUUUCUACAUUGAGUGUGUGGUGUCCAACCCAAUUAACGCAUGGAAGAGCCCGGAUGAAAAAGUGGCUAUUACUUAUGCUGCCAAAUAUGAUAGUAUUCUAUUUGCCAAGUGCAACAAGUCCUGUGCAGAUUUCGUCCUAGAGGCUGUUAAGGCUGACGAUGCUGUCGGAAUUCAAACUAGAGCGCUGGAUCUUAUUGAAAAGAUUCUUCUUCAUCAGAGCGAAGUGGAAUGGUCUAUCUUCCGGUACGAUGUGUCCAAGGUGCCGCGAGAAGUGCCACUCCUUCGUGAAGUGAUUCGUUGCCUUAAUGAUAGGACUUUCACUGUUCGUCGUAAAGCUUGCCAAGUACUCGUCUUAGCUCUAAAACAGGGAUCGCCAAUGACUACUAAGAUUCUGGACGAAAGCAUACGGUUUGUUCAAUUCGAGGAUGAAAAUGAAGAGACACUUCAAGAGCCUGUAGUGGAGCAGCAUGAACUGCGAUUCGAGAAACCUGGAAUUGUCCAGUACGCUUUCAGUUUCGAGGGCCAUGAACUGUUGGAAGAAGAAGUCAAGAACAUUCCACAUAUAAUCUACCAGCGAUUUCUGGGUGCGGAUAACGGCCUCGCACGAACAGCAGGAAUCGCCCUGCUCGAAAGAUUGGUUCUAGUCAAUCCUCUAAUUAUUUACAACACGAAUUUUGUGAGGGAAACCUCUUUGCUGGCUGUGGAUAGGUUGGCCUCUGUAAGAAAAUCUGGACUUGAAACAAUGGAAACUCUUCUGGAAGCAUAUCCCAAUUGUUUUGCGUUGAUAUGUGUAUACUGCAGGAUUUGGGCUUGCCUAAUGAGCGAUGAGGACAUCGCUUUGCAAAAGCUGGCAUUACAGAGUUUCAAUCGAAUGGUUUUAAAAAAUAUUCAACCCCUGGAGUAUUCCAAUACCGCUAAACAAUUUAUGCCUUGGCGCAUCAUUAGUACUCUGCUAAUGACACAACCAAGAGCCUAUCUGCAGGAACGAUUUUCUAUUCUAAUGGAAAACGAAUCCAUAGUUACGCCACAACUUGUGAAUGUUAUAAUCUCACAUUUGUCCACAUCCAUGGCUACAGAUGCCUGGGGAUUACUCCUACUCCUUUCUAGCCGCAUCACCAACAACAUGGAUGCCUUGAUUGGCAUUUUUAACAGCCUUUCUUCAUACAACAUGAAGUCAAACCAAUUCCUAGCUUUGCAGCUGAUAAUUGGUUGCUUAAAGAACUUUUCCAAAUCGGCUUUAAAUCAGCUAUUUCAAAAACUUCUGACCGCCCUCAGAACGGGAAGCAUUUGGCUGGGUCUUAUUUCGAGUGCGGUUAAUCUACUGAACCAAAUCUUCCACUUGUCCAUGAGUCAAGCUCCGUCGACGGGUUCCGAGGUUCCCGAAUGGCAGCUGAGUCUAUUGGAGGAUGUUACCAUUGAAAUUUUAAACUGCGCGGAGGAUUUCCAGAAUGAACACACCCGAUUGCAGUGCCUUUUGGGCACCUAUACAGAGAUAAUUGUGAUGCUGCCGGACGAGGUGGACAAACGGAUUGUGAAGAUUGUGUUCACGUAUCUUAAGGAGUGCACCAGACUUAGUGAGUCUCAGUUCGAUACGGACAACGAGCGCAUGACAAACUGGAUGAUUGUGAUAGCUGGGCGUUUGUGUCUCAGGGAAAACAGUUUGGCCUAUAGAGUGUCCAAGUUGUAUAAAACUAUUCUAACCAAAAACGAUCGGCCCCAGAUAAUCAAUACUACUUUGAUUGCUUUAAACGAUCUGGGAAAGAAAAACCCUUCUAUUCUAGAGAGUAAUUUUCAAUGUAUUCUGACCAAGCUGCACUCCAGUUUCGCCAUGACUAGGGUUAGAACCUUUCGCUGCGUUAAGGAUGUUAUACUCUCCGGCACUAUCAAGCUGAAGGGUUCAAUUCUAAUCUCCAUGCUGUCUGCUCUGGUGGAUGAAAGUGCCGAAGUAGCACGGGAGGCGGAUGCCUUCUUUAUUCGCUACCAAAGAUUGUACAACAAAUUGUUAUUCAACCACUGUCUUAAAGAAUGUCCUUUUGAUUUAAAUGGCCUGGGCCAUUUGCGAGGCUUGAUAACGGAUUCCAACUUUGAAUCGCCGCUAAAGGGUCCUGACAAGGAGAAAAGUCGGCGCCUACUUUAUAAUCACAUUAUGUCCUCUAUGGAUGAGAACUCGUUGUUACUUUACUUUGGCCAGCUAAAGUUGCUAGCGGAAAAAACCAAGGAUGAUGAAUUUGUUGGUUUGCCGGGCGCCCUAACUAUAGUACAGGAUAUGCUCUUUAUCAUGCGACGGAUUUGUUUUCUAACAAAGGGAAAAGGCAAUGAGAAAAGCAGUCGCGGCGAAGGUGAAGAGGAGGAUGAACCGGCAAUACCCAAGCCACCUGAAACCGCCUCAGUUAGCCAGGAAGGAUCCAGAGGGAGAGGGCGAGGGCGAAAGACGGAUUCCUCUGAGGAACCCCUUAAACAGCUGGAGCGAUGCCUCCGCUAUGUGGAAGAAACCCAUCGCAACUUAAAAGACGUUAUGACUUCGGAACUUCAGCAUUCUUUUGACAGCUUUUGUCGGUCUUUGGCCAUGCGAUUCCCCAGUUUCAUUGAGUUUGCUCAGCCAGCAGAGUUUUGGAAAAAGUACCGCCAUGCCAAGACGCCAAAGGGAGGCAGAAGGAAGAAGAGGCGAGUGGAUGAUGAUACGGAGGCGGAAAGUGAUCGAGAAAGAUCUCCUCAUUCGGCGACUGGAGAAAGCGACAGCGACAAUGAGAUGCCGCUGGAUCGGCACAAAUCAAAACACACGAGCUCCCGUUUAACCAAAAGGACGACGAGCUGCGAUAUGCUUGUUACAGAGCUCAUUUUCCAGCCACCAGAUUGGUGAUG
Messenger RNA from Drosophila bipectinata, 3838 nucleotides. RefSeq names its product Chromosome associated protein D3 (gene Cap-D3). Gene Ontology annotation, molecular function: histone binding. Gene Ontology annotation, cellular component: condensed chromosome, centromeric region; condensin complex. The record is from RefSeq and is a predicted model, not a curated record. Lineage: Eukaryota; Metazoa; Arthropoda; Insecta; Diptera; Drosophilidae. Gene Ontology annotation, biological process: meiotic chromosome condensation; mitotic chromosome condensation.